CCCCUCAGGAGUACGAGGCUUCGCGGCGGAGCCCUGCCGAGGAGGAGGCUCUCGGCUGAGUGACGACCCCCGGGCCAUGGAGAGGCGGAUCAAAGAAGACAUUCUGGGUCAGCAGUACUGGCUAGUGGUACAGCAGGCAUCAUGAGCAAGCACAGAGAAGGCUGUUUAAGGGGACAGGUUUAAAUAAGUCUCUUCAGCAGAGUUUCCUCACUGAUGGAGAAUUACUUCCAAGAAGAAGCUUACAACCUGGACAAGGUAUUAGAUGAGUUUGAACAAAAUGAAGAUGAAACAGUUUCUCCUACUUUAUUGGAUACAAAGUGGAAUAAGAUUUUAGAUCCCUCUUCUCAUCCAUUGUCUUUUAACCCUGCAUUAGCCAAUGUGAAUGAACCUACAGUUUCUAAUGAGACAGGACCACAGCUGAAAGUCUUCUCUCUGACUGGCUCAGCUCCCCUUACAAGGGAGGGAAAAGAGCCCUGUGUUAACGGGCAGGACUGUAGUCUAAAUCCAGAGAUUGACACGAUGUGGAUUGAUGAAAAUGCUGUGGCAGAAGACCAGCUAAUUAAGAGAAACUAUAAUCAAGAUGAUGAAUUUAGUGCCGUUGAAGUGGGAGAGGAGAAAUGUGGAAGCCUCACUUGUCUGCCAGAUGAGAAGAAUGUUCUGGUUGUAGCUGUCAUGCAUAACUGUGAUAAAAGGACAUUGCAAAGUGAUUUGCAGGAUUGUAAUGAUUAUAAUAGUCAAUCCCUCAUGGAUUCUUUUAGUUGUUCACUGGAUAAUGAAACUAGACAAACUGAUCAAUUUAGUUUUAAUAUGAAUGGGUCCAUGGAAAAAGUUAUAAACUCAGAAAAACAAAUGGAAGCUUUGAAUAAACCAAAACCAGAGAGGGAUUCUCUUAAUCAUCUCUGUGCUGCUUCAUCUAACAAUGCAACCAGUAUCUCUUCCCCUUCACAAUUUAAGGACGAUGAAAAUGUAGGUAGAGACCCAUCCACAUCUACCGUUACAAGCUUAGCAAUUAGUUCAUCCCAGGGAAUGGAUGGAGAGCCUGCCAUUAAAAAGCAAGAGAAUUACAUGUCAGAUGAGGACCUUUCUGGCGCAAACAGCUCUUCUAGGACAGAAUUAGGUAGCUCAAACUCCUUUUCCCACUCAAGUGAGGAGCUCUUAACAAAAACAGAACCAGCAGAGGAGAGGACAGCUGAAGACUCCCCCCCAUCUGUUUUAUCUUUGAAUCUCAAGCCAGAUACUCCUGCUUUAUCUGGAAGGGACAAUUGCAAACAGUCUUCAGACUGCCUUGUAUCUAGUGGAACUAGAGCUGAUGAAGAUGAAGGUAAUGACUCUCAGAUGACUAAUUGGAAACUAAUGAGGCUAAAUGAGACGAAUGACAGCCAAGUAAAUGAAAAAAACCAAAUGGUUGUACAGACUGGCCAGCCCGAGGACUCUGACAGUGGAGGAGAGUGUGUCGGGACGGCAGACUCAGAUCUAGACCUCAAAGGAGCUUGCAUGAAUGAAAGUGAAGGCUGUGAUUUCUCCACAGUUAAUGAUGCACCAGCAGCAAAUUCUCUAUCUAAUAGUUGUGAUUCCUAUGGAAUGCAGAGCCCAAUUGUAUCUUUUGUUCCAAAGACUUUACCCUCCAAAGAAGAUUCAGUAACAGAAGAAAAAGAAAUAGAAGAGAGCAAGUCAGAAUGCUACUCAAAUAUUUAUGAACAGAGAGGAAAUGAGAAUGCAGAAGGGAGUGGACUGCUUUUAAACAGCACUGGAAAUGUAAUGAAGAAAAAUUAUUUACAUAAUUUCUGUAGUCAAAUCCCAUCAGUACUCGGGCAAUCUUCCCCCAAGAUAGCAAACCUGCAAUCUAUUAGUGUUCCUUUUGGUGGUGCAAGACCCAAGCAACCUUCUAAUCUUAAACUUCAGAUUCCAAAGCCAUUAUCAGACCAUUUACAAAAUGACCUUCCUGCAAACAAUGGAAAUAAUAGUAAAAACAAAAAUGAUGUUCUUGGAAAAGCAAAACUAGGGGAAAACUCGGCAGUCAAUGCAUGCAAUGCAACUUUGGGAAACAUCUCUGUGACUGAUACAAAUGGGGAACAUUUAGAAAGUUAUGAGGCUGAGAUCUCCAGUAGACCAUGCCUUGCAUUAGCUCCAGAUAGUCCAGAUAAUGAUCUCAGAGCUGGUCAAUUUGGAAUUUCUGCAAGAAAGCCAUUUACCACCCUAGGUGAGGUGGCACCAGUAUGGGUACCAGAUUCCCAGGCUCCAAACUGCAUGAAGUGUGAAGCUCGGUUUACAUUCACCAAAAGGAGGCAUCACUGCAGAGCAUGUGGGAAGGUUUUCUGUGCUUCCUGCUGCAGCCUGAAAUGCAAACUGCUGUACAUGGACAGAAAGGAAGCCAGAGUGUGUGUAAUCUGUCACUCAGUGCUGAUGAAUGCUCAAGCCUGGGAGAACAUGAUGAGUGCCUCAAGCCAGAGCCCUAACCCUAACAAUCCUGCUGAGUACUGUUCUACUAUCCCUCCCUUGCAGCAAGCUCAGGCCUCAGGAGCCCUGAGCUCUCCACCUCCCACUGUGAUGGUACCUGUGGGAGUUUUAAAGCACCCUGGAACAGAAGUGCCUCAGCCCAGAGAGCAGAGGAGAGUUUGGUUUGCUGAUGGGAUCUUACCCAAUGGAGAAGUUGCUGAUGCAGCCAAAUUAACAAUGAAUGGAACUGCCUCUGCAGGAACUCUGGCUGUGUCACAUGACCCAGUCAAGCCUGUAGCUACCAGUCCUCUACCAGCAGAGGCUGAUAUUUCUCCAUUCUCUGGGAGCAUUACUCAGGUUGGAAGUCCUGUUGGAAGUUCAAUGAACCUUAUUCCUGAGGACGGCCUUCCUCCCAUUCUCAUCUCCACUGGUGUGAAAGGAGAUUAUGCUGUGGAAGAGAAACCAUCACAGAUUUCAGUCAUGCAGCAGCUGGAGGACGGUGGCCCUGACCCACUUGUAUUUGUUUUAAAUGCAAAUUUAUUAUCAAUGGUUAAAAUUGUAAAUUAUGUGAACAGGAAAUGCUGGUGUUUUACAACCAAAGGAAUGCAUGCUGUGGGUCAAUCUGAGAUAGUAAUUUUGCUACAGUGUCUACCAGAUGAGAAAUGUUUGCCCAAGGACAUCUUUAAUCACUUUGUGCAACUUUACCGGGAUGCACUGGCAGGGAAUGUUGUGAGCAGCUUGGGACAUUCUUUCUUCAGUCAAAGUUUCUUGGGCAGUAAAGAACACGGUGGGUUCUUGUAUGUGACAUCUACCUACCAGUCACUGCAAGACCUGGUGCUUCCAACCCCUCCUUACCUGUUUGGGAUUCUCAUCCAGAAAUGGGAAACCCCUUGGGCCAAAGUGUUUCCCAUUCGACUCAUGUUAAGACUUGGAGCUGAAUAUCGACUUUACCCCUGUCCACUGUUCAGUGUCAGAUUUCGGAAGCCAUUGUUUGGAGAGACUGGGCAUACCAUCAUGAAUCUUCUAGCAGACUUCCGAAAUUACCAGUAUACUUUGCCAGUUGUUCAAGGUUUAGUGGUUGAUAUGGCAGUUCGGAAAACAAGCAUCAAAAUUCCCAGCAACAGAUAUAAUGAGAUGAUGAAAGCCAUGAACAAAUCCAAUGAACAUGUCCUGGCAGGAGGUGCCUGCUUCAAUGAAAAGGCAGAUUCUCAUCUUGUAUGUGUACAGAACGAUGAUGGAAACUAUCAGACCCAGGCCAUCAGUAUUCACAAUCAGCCCAGGAAAGUGACUGGUGCCAGUUUCUUUGUGUUCAGUGGCGCACUGAAAUCCUCUUCAGGAUACCUUGCCAAGUCCAGUAUUGUGGAAGAUGGUGUAAUGGUCCAGAUCACUGCAGAGAACAUGGAUUCCUUGAGGCAGGCACUGCGGGAGAUGAAGGACUUUACCAUCACCUGUGGGAAGGCGGAGGCCGAGGACCCCCAGGAACAGAUCCACAUCCAGUGGGUGGACGAUGACAAGACAGUUAACAAAGGUGUUGUGAGUCCUAUAGAUGGGAAGUCCAUGGAAUCUAUAACAAACGUGAAAAUAUUCCAUGGGUCAGAGUAUAAAGCAAAUGGAAAAGUCAUCCGAUGGACAGAGGUGUUUUUCCUAGAAAACGAUGACCACCAGAACUGCCUGAGUGACCCUGCAGAUCACAGCAGACUGACCGAGCAUGUUGCCAAGGCCUUCUGCCUUGCCCUCUGCCCCCACCUGAAGCUUUUAAAAGAAGAUGGAAUGACAAAGCUGGGCCUCCGAGUGACACUUGACUCAGAUCAGGUUGGCUAUCAAGCAGGGAGCAAUGGCCAGCCCCUUCCCUCGCAGUACAUGAACGAUCUGGACAGUGCCUUGGUGCCUGUCAUCCAUGGAGGAGCCUGCCAGCUCAGUGAAGGCCCUGUCGUCAUGGAACUCAUCUUUUAUAUUCUGGAAAACAUCGCAUAGAUGAGGACUCCAUUUUUUCUGUUCAGACCUGUUGCAGCAGCAGUCAUAUCCAAAUCAUUUGCACUUUAAAACUGGAAGAUUAAGCUUUUGUUAACACUGUCAGUAGGGAGGGUAUGGGGUGGGAGUAGGACUUAGGGGAGAAGGGGUGGGGAGGGUGGUGGGAGACAAAUGUUCCAUGAUUCUAAGUCUUCUAUGCAUUCUCCAAGAAGACCUGGGCAGCUUCUUACUGCACAACAGAUAUGCUAUCUUUGCAGCUAACUCCCUUCUGCUACUGUCUAGACAAGAAUUCUGUUCCUCUCUUUACGAUUACUUCCAGUUAUGUGCUCAGAAGAAUGCUCACAGGGGUACAACCAUCAUCAAGGUCACAGUGGGGGGCUGAAAGGAAAUAAAGGACAAAUCGUCGCCUUUGCACUUCCUGUACAGAACUGGCGUGAAAAGAACGCUACGCUACAAUCUACAAUCGUCCUGGUUACACCCCAGCUGUUUAUCAAGGAGAAUUCAUGUUUUGAUUUGUGUUUAUUUGUUCAGAUUAGUAAUUGAAUCAAACCAAAGUGGUUUCUGGUCUGUUAACCUUGGAGGAACUCUGUAGAAACCAGGGCAUUCGGGUAGAGCAGCGGAGUGGCAGCUGGGGAAGAGUGCCCAGGGCUGUUUUAUUUACUGUACACUACAAGUAUUCUUAAAGAAAUCUCCUAAAACUCCAGGAAAGUUGUACAUGUAAAAAAGUGUCUUUUUUCUACAGCUCCAUGUACACACACUCACACUAACUUUUCUACAGCCCCUCGUACACACGCUCACACACUAACACUUUGCCCAUUAGGUUUGUCAGUGCUUAUCUUUUCCCCCUCUGUUAAAUUGAGGUAUUUCAGAUAAAGGUGCAUACAACCCAGUCCCUCACCCUUUACAGUAAAGUCCUUGCCCAAAUAGGACUUAAGUCAAGGUCAGUGUCUGGAGGCUCUAACCUCACACCUGCCCAGAACCUCUGUGAACCUUUCAACAGAGAACUUCCCAGUCUAGGAUCAGAUACUGCACAUAGCUUUAGGCUUGGCUUUAUCCUGUGUGGUGUGGAAUUUUUUUUUUUUUUUUUUUUU
Molecule: messenger RNA, 5498 nt
Organism: Apodemus sylvaticus (European woodmouse)
Lineage: Eukaryota; Metazoa; Chordata; Mammalia; Rodentia; Muridae
Gene: Zfyve9
Product: zinc finger FYVE-type containing 9
Exons: 19
Coding region: 214-4410 (1398 amino acids)
Biological process (GO): endosomal transport
Cellular component (GO): early endosome membrane
Molecular function (GO): metal ion binding
Source: RefSeq, a predicted model, not a curated record